UUUGGUCUCUCUCCAGAGGAGCUAAUGCGCUGGCAUAGUUCUCCCAUUUGUCAGCCAGAAGUCUGGUUACACAUUUGCUCGUCAAUCUAAACUAACCUAUUCUCAUACAAGCACUUGGAGUUUCGUGUAAAUCAACCAGACGUUCUGUCAUUCACCAGCAAUAUCUCUCUAUAGUAUUCUACACCCAUGUGCCUUCAUGAAAUAUUUCACUAAGUUUGUGGAAGAUAUAUUCAAAUGAAUGUGCUUUUUCAGGAAUGGUGACACCCGAAUGUUAUAAAUCUGUUCAUUACCACAACAAGGAUAAAUGGUAUUUCUGCCAAAGACUUUUGAUAACCGGUACAGUAAUGAAUCUCAGCACUUUCUGAAAUUAAAGGUCUGCCCUGAGAGGGUUCAUUUCAAUUCUCUGAAUAGGAUUUCACAAUGGAAUACAAAAACCUCAGGAUGCAGAGAGAAUAGAAUUUACACAAAAAUAUCUACUGAAUGAAUUCCCCCACCUUCUUGGUGAUUGUACACCUGCCUUCCUUAUAAGGAGAACAAGGAAGUAAAUCAUGUUGAAGUUGCUUUUAAGCACACCUUUUCUUCUUUACCUGUCCAGGUAGCCUCUGUUUUCAUUUCAGUCUUAAUGAAAACUUUUUUAUUUACGUCUCAAGUUUCUUUUCAAAGCAGUCGAGAACUGAAACGAAUGGGGAUUGAACUGCUUUGCCUGUUCUUUCUAUUUCUAGGAAAGAAUGAUCACGUACAAGGUGGCUGUGCCACGGGAGGUGCAGAAGCCUGUGAAGACUGCUUACUCAUUGGACCUCAGUGUGCCUGGUGUUCUCAGGAGAAUUUUACCCAUCCGUCUGGAGUUGGUGAAAGAUGUGAUACCCCAGCAAAUCUUUUAGCGAAAGGAUGUCAACUAACCUUCAUCGAAAACCCUGUCUCUCAAAUAGAAAUACUUACCAAUAAGCCUCUCAGUGUAGGCAGACAGAAAAAUAGCUCCAGCAUUGUUCAGAUUGCACCUCAAAGCUUGAUUCUUAAAUUGAGACCAGGCAGUGAACAGACUCUUCAAGUGCAAGUUCGUCAGACUGAGGAUUACCCGGUAGACUUGUAUUACCUCAUGGACCUCUCAGCCUCCAUGAGUGAUGACCUCAACACAAUCAAAGAGCUGGGCUCCCUGCUUUCCAAGGAGAUGUCUAAAUUAACUAGCAACUUUAGACUGGGCUUCGGCUCUUUUGUGGAAAAACCCGUCUCUCCUUUUGUGAAAACAACACCAGAAGAAAUCGCCAACCCUUGCAGUAGUAUUCCACACUUCUGCUUACCUACAUUUGGAUUCAAGCACAUUUUGCCACUGACAAAUGAUGCUGAAAGAUUCAACGAAAUUGUGAAGAAUCAGAAAAUUUCUGCUAAUAUCGACACACCCGAAGGUGGAUUUGAUGCAAUUAUGCAGGCUGCUGUGUGUAAGGAAAAAAUUGGCUGGCGGAAUGACUCCCUCCAUCUCCUGGUCUUUGUAAGUGAUGCUGAUUCUCAUUUUGGAAUGGACAGCAAACUAGCAGGCAUCGUCAUUCCUAAUGAUGGGCUGUGUCACUUGGACAGCAAGAAUGAAUACUCCAUGUCAACUGUCUUGGAAUAUCCUACAAUUGGACAACUCAUUGAGAAACUGGUGCAAAAUAACGUGUUACUGAUCUUCGCCGUAACCCAAGAACAAGUUCAUGUAUAUGAGAAUUAUGCAAAACUUAUUCCUGGAGCGACAGUAGGGCUGCUUCAGAAAGAUUCCGGGAACAUUCUGCAGCUGAUCAUCUCGGCCUAUGAAGAACUACGGUCUGAGGUGGAACUGGAAGUAUUAGGAGACACAGAAGGACUCAACCUGUCAUUCACAGCCAUCUGUAACAACAGGACCCUCUUCCCACACCAAAAGAAAUGCUCUCACAUGAAGGUGGGAGACACGGCGUCAUUCAACGUGACUGUGAGUAUAUCAAACUGUGAGAGAAGAAGCAGGCACAUUAUCAUAAAGCCUGUAGGGCUGGGGGAUGCCUUAGAAAUACUUGUCACUCCGGAAUACAACUGUGACUGUCAGAAGGACGUGGAAGUGAACAGCUCCAAAUGCCACAACGGAAAUGGCUCCUUCCAGUGUGGGGUGUGUGCCUGCAACCCUGGCCACGUGGGUACUCGCUGCGAGUGCGGAGAGGACGUGCCGAGUAUAGAUUCCUGCAAGGAGGCUCCGAAUCACGCUUCAUGCAGUGGAAGAGGCGAUUGUUAUUGCGGGCAGUGCAUCUGCCAUUUGUCUCCCUAUGGAAACAUUUAUGGGCCUUACUGCCAGUGUGACAAUUUCUCCUGCGUGAGACACAAAGGGCUGCUCUGCGGAGAUAACGGCGAAUGUGACUGUGGCGAGUGCGUGUGCAGGAGCGGCUGGAUUGGUGAAUACUGUAACUGCACAACCAGCACGGACGCGUGCAUCUCUGAGGACGGGGUGCUCUGCAGCGGACGAGGCGACUGCGUGUGUGGCAAGUGUGUUUGCACGAACCCUGGGGCCUCCGGACCGAACUGUGAACAUUGCCCUACCUGUGUCGAUCUCUGUAACUCUAAACGGAGCUGCAUUGAAUGCCACCUUUCUGCAGAUGGCCAGGCCCGAGAAGAAUGUGUUGACAAAUGCAAACUAGUCGGUGUGACCAUCAAUGAAGAAGAAGAUUUCUCAAAGGAUAGUUCUGUUUCCUGUUCUCUGCAAGGAGAAAAUGAAUGUCUUAUUACAUUCCUAAUAACUACAGAUAACGAAGGGAAAACCAUCAUUCACAGCAUCAUCGAGAAAGACUGUCCAAAACCUCCGAAUAUUCCCAUGAUCAUAUUGGGCGUUUCACUGGCUAUUCUUCUCAUUGGGGUUGUCCUACUGUGCAUUUGGAAGCUGCUGGUGUCAUUUCAUGAUCGUAAAGAAGUUGCCAAAUUCGAAGCAGAAAGAUCAAAGGCCAAGUGGCAAACGGGAACCAAUCCACUGUACAGAGGCUCCACCAGUACCUUUAAAAACAUAACCUACAAACAUAGGGAAAAACAAAAGGUGGACCUUUCCACGGAUGGAUAGAACUACUUUUAUACAUGGAAAAAAGUCUGUUUCACUGAUAUGAAAUGUUAAUGCACUGUUUAAUUUUCUUUUUUUGUUGCUUCAAAAUGAGGUUGGUUUAAGAUAAUAAUAGGUCACUUGGAGAUCAGUCAUUCUCUGUACGAAGGUUAUAGACUAUGUUGGCAGGUUCAAAAUAAUCAAGAAGAGAAAUAUCCUCAGCAAAGUAGUGACUGUGGGGAUCAUUUGCAGAAUACUAACUCUGUUGCAUUAGUGUCUCAAAAAAUCAUCAAAAUGAUUCAUGGGGGCAUGAUUUGCAUUUGAAAAAUGUUUGAAAUUAGAAUCUCAUUUAUUGCAGGAAUACAGCUACCUGAAGUCUUUGUCUCAACAAAGUCACAAAGUCCAUAUUCUUAUAUUAUAUACUCCCACUUGCCAAUUAAUUCCAAACUUUUACUAAAUCUGCCCUAUCCUACAAGACGAUUUUUUUUAAAUCUAUGAGAAAUGAAAUUCUGAUUUUACUUCAGAUGAGAGAAUGCAAUUCUAAAGAUGUCACAAGUGUAAAAAUGAAAAUUAAGUGUUAACUAUUUCUGUGGGUUUGUCUGCACCUAAAAGUCAGGUACACAAACAAGUAUUUCAUUUGUUUUACAGAUGAGAAAGAAGUAAUUGAUAAAUUAGGAAGUCACCAGUAAAAAAACAAAAAUAACAAGACUCUUCAUUUAGAUUAUUCUCAAUUACAUGAAAAAUAAACUUCUAUACUCAGUUUCCUUCCUAAUUAUGAGUUUUCAGACUAUUACUUCUCCCAUAUUUCUCAAUCCAUUUUACUCAGUUUCACAGUCUUAUAACUAUAAUUGUCAUAUGAAAGUUUUAAUUUCUUGUUAGAAAGUUACUUUAAAUGAUUAGUUUAUUCAAAGAGAGGCCCAAUAAUACGAAAAGAACAUGAGCUAAACAGAAUAAAAUUUUAAGUGCUUUUAAAUCAAAUACAUCAAGAGUACAAAAGUCCCUCAUAAGUAAUAGGUUUUUUUAAAUCUAUAUUCUUUUCCCAUUUGUAUAACCCAACUUGACAUUUCAGCUGCAUGUGGUAAAUAUACAUAAUAUAUUUACUUUAAAAUGUAAGAUUUUACUUGCAAAAUACAUGUGAAUAAUUAGGGAUUCAUAUGUUGAUUGAAGAGAUGGACUCUGCAGAAUAAUAUUUCUUAUAGUAAAUAUUGCUUUAAAAAAACACUCUCAUUUCCUUUGAGCCUCAUAAGGAAACUAGAGUUCAGAGAGUAAGGAGAAGAAAUGGGUUCAGAAUCCAGAUCUUCUAGCUCCCAACUAUUUCUCCUUUCCAUGAGACUGACUCUUGUCAGUGAAAUAAUAGGAAGAUUUUGUGAGUUUAGUGAUAUCGUUUGUUUGAAAAUGUACUGAGACUAAACAUAUAGCAUUUAAAGAACUAGAAUACAGGUGAGGUCGAGUACUUUUGUGCAAUGGUUAUUACCUUUGAGUAAAGUGUAAUGUGAAGUCUUUUAUUAGGUGAAGAGUUCAUUAUGUAAUGGAGGCUUCAUGUUUAUCCAUUGAAUUGGCACUGAGUGAUCUAUAAUAAGUUUCUUCAAUCCUACAAAUAGAUCUGUACACAUCGAUCACUUGGAGACUUUUUUUUUCUAGUUUCUAAAUAACUCAGGUAAAUCAGACACUUGCGGAGUACACCGCUCUAUUAAAUGAAUUACAAAAUCAUCUUGGAAACCUGAAGGGCUAAUGUACCCCCUAGGUUGCUGACUGAAGCCCAAGGUCUGAGGAAAAUCUAGAGCAACAAGGAAGUUGCAAUGCUGAUGACACAACACUAGUAUUCACCUCUACAUGCGGUGUUUUUAUAUUACUACUGGAAUGCGACUUUAGAAAAUAUGUGUCCCUCUUGUGUGUAUAUAUAGAGAAGAAUCUGCUAUUUCUUUGAAUGCUGUUUUGACCCAAGGCUGGACCUUGAAAAGGCCAAAACAUUAACAGUAGUACUUCUGUUCACUGAAGAAUUAUGUUACAUGAAGAUAAAAUGGGUUUUUGUAAGUUGUUUUAUUGUAUUUUGUGUUGACAUAAAUAAACAUGGUAAUUUAAACAAUGAG
Molecule: messenger RNA, 5115 nt
Organism: Hipposideros armiger (great roundleaf bat)
Lineage: Eukaryota; Metazoa; Chordata; Mammalia; Chiroptera; Hipposideridae
Gene: ITGB6
Product: integrin subunit beta 6
Exons: 18
Coding region: 623-3049 (808 amino acids)
Biological process (GO): integrin-mediated signaling pathway; cell-matrix adhesion; cell migration
Cellular component (GO): cell surface; focal adhesion; integrin alphav-beta6 complex
Molecular function (GO): integrin binding
Source: RefSeq, a predicted model, not a curated record